AUGUCACUUUUCAAGAGGCCGGCUUGGGCGAGUACAGAACCAAGCACCGAAGCAGAUAGCGGAAAGAGCAUCUUCAGCCACAGCCAUGCAUACAAGGAUAUUGUGGUAGACGAGAAACGUCGACGAGAAGCACGAGAAGAGAAGAUUCGAGCGAAGCAGGAAAGAAAGGAGCGCAAGAUAUCUGCGAAGCGAGAGAAGGAGGAAAGUGCAGACAGGAAGCCAAGCUUGAGUCCCAAACGGCGGCGCAUAACGCUCGAGGAGAGUGAGGAUUUACUGGGAAGCGUUGGUCUGCCAGCAUUCAAGGCGGAAGAAUCCAAGUCGCCUCGUAGUGCGAGCAACGAGGGUCUGCAGCUUCGUCGGUCACCAAGAUCGAACAGGUUCGAGGAUCGGCCUAGUGUGAAGCCAGUAGCCUCGAAGCUAGGGCCGCUUGUGGUCGUGAUCGGAGACGAUCCAGCUUCGGACGAUGAUGUGCAGAUACAGUACGAGCGAGAAGCAUCGCCGGUGGAACAGGAAUCGGAUGAUGAGUUCGCGGAGCUGGCAAGACAGGCACGAGCACGAAAUAAGCUUCGGGAGAACUCGACGAAGAAAUCGCAGACACCUGAUGUUAAGUCAUCUACGCUAGGCCAGGACUCGGUCGAGUGCUCUAUAAAUCCAACACCGCCUAUACUCGACCCGCCGAUCAAGUUGUUUAUCACUUCACGGAUGGAGAACACAAAACCGUUGAUGGUGUAUCGCAAGCUAUCACAACGACUACAGGAGAUCCGACAGGUCUGGUGCGAUCGACAAGGCUUCUCAAAAGAAUUCGCGCAGACUGUAUAUCUGGUGCAUCGAAUGCACAAAGUCUUUGAUGUUACGACUUGCCGCAGUCUAGGUCUAGACGUCAAUGCAGAAGGACAAGUGACGAUGAAAGGCGCUGAGGGCAUCGAUGGUGUAGAUCAGGUUCAUCUUGAGGCAGUGACAGACGAUAUCAUGGAGGAAAUCAGGGCCGAGAGGAAAGCUGAAGAGCGAAAGCAGCAGCCAGGUCUUGAGGAAGAACAGGCCGAUGGUGGUGAAGAGGAGGCGCCCACCCAUGAAGCAGAGCAGUUUAUUCGUCUGUUGUUUGCGUCCAAAGACAGGAGUCAGCCUUUCAAGCUGAAAGUCAGGCCUUCGACGACCAUAAGCAAGGUUAUGUGUGCCUGCAAGCAACCAUUCAAUGCUGCAGAGAACCAGAACAUCGUACUAGAAUUUGACGGCGAGCAGCUUGAUCCAAAGCAGACGAUUGGAGACACCGAGAUAGGCGAUCUUGACCGCAUCGACGUACGUGUUGUUUGA
Recurvomyces mirabilis is the source of this 1311-nucleotide messenger RNA. RefSeq lists its product as uncharacterized. The coding region runs from base 1 to 1311 and encodes 436 amino acids. Lineage: Eukaryota; Fungi; Ascomycota; Dothideomycetes; Mycosphaerellales; Teratosphaeriaceae. The record is from RefSeq and is a predicted model, not a curated record. The transcript has 2 exons.